This is a messenger RNA of Aplosporella prunicola CBS 121167, 1851 nucleotides long. RefSeq lists its product as uncharacterized. Gene Ontology annotation, biological process: transmembrane transport. The coding region runs from base 1 to 1851 and encodes 616 amino acids. Gene Ontology annotation, molecular function: myo-inositol:proton symporter activity. The record is from RefSeq and is a predicted model, not a curated record. The transcript has 3 exons. Gene Ontology annotation, cellular component: membrane. Lineage: Eukaryota; Fungi; Ascomycota; Dothideomycetes; Botryosphaeriales; Aplosporellaceae.
AUGGAGAAGGCGGGGAUUGAACACUUCGAUGAUAUCGAGCAAAAUUCAGACCACCAUGUCAACCUCAACAGCAAUGCUGAGGCCAAGAUCAAAAACCCCCUCGCUGGGAUUCCGCAUGACGUUCUCAUGGCUCAGGUCGACGACUUUGCCAGGGAACAUAACAUGGCCGACGCCACGGACCUUUUGAGGAAGGGAGCCCUUGUUGCCCAGGAUCCCACCGCUUUCGAGAAGAUCAAGGGCUUGACCCCCGACGAGGCAGAAGCCCUGCGCAUGGAAGUAACACACAAAUGGCACCAACCUCGUGCCCUUUACUUUACCGUCAUUCUCUGCUCCGUCGGCGCCGCCGUCCAAGGCUGGGAUCAGACUGGCUCCAACGGCGCGAACCUGUCCUUCCCCGUUGCUUUCGGCAUCAGCGACGCCCAGUACCUCGAUGACGCCAAGACGAUCCCGAACCCGGACUAUGCUACGAACCUAUGGCUUGUAGGGGUAAUCAACGCAGCCCCCUACAUUGCAUCUGCGUUCCUUGGCUGCUGGUUGUCGGAUCCACUCAACAAUUACCUUGGUCGUCGCGGUACCAUCUUCUUUGCUGCCGUCUUCUGCUUGUUGCCUGUCAUUGGUUCGGCUGUCAGCCAGACAUGGUGGGAGCUAUUGAUCACUCGCCUACUCCUUGGAAUCGGUAUGGGUGCUAAGGCGUCCACGGUCCCUAUUUUCGCUGCCGAGAACUGCCCAGCCGCUAUUCGAGGCGGAUUGGUCAUGUCAUGGCAGAUGUGGACGGCAUUUGGUAUAUUCCUAGGAUUCUGUGCCAACCUUGCCGUUUACAACGUGGGCAAAAUCGCAUGGCGGUUACAGCUCGGUAGCGCUUUCAUCCCCGCGGUCCCUCUCCUCGUCGGCAUCUUCUUCUGUCCUGAGUCUCCGCGCUGGCUGAUGAAGAAGGGCCGCUACGCCGAGGCAUACAAGAGCAUGUGCAAGCUGCGCAACACACCACUGCAGGCGGCGCGCGACGUGUACUACGUGCACAGCCAGCUGAUAAUCGAGGCCGACAUCAUCGGGACCAGCAACUUCGUAACACGCUUCUUCGAACUCUUCACCAUCCCACGCGUACGGCGCGCAACACUUGCAUCAUUCAUUGUAAUGCUUGCUCAACAAAUGUGUGGAAUAAAUAUAAUUGCGUUUUAUUCCUCGAGUAUUUUUGUUGCCGCUGGCAGCGGUGCCUUGGAGGCGCUGUUGGCGUCCUUCGGCUUCGGACUGGUCAACUUCGUUUUCGCUUUCCCAGCACUUUGGACUAUAGACACUUUCGGACGGCGGAAUCUGCUGCUAUUCACGUUCCCGCAGAUGGCAUGGACACUGCUGGCAGCCGGUCUAUGCUUCCUCAUCCCAUCCGAAAGUCGCGCGCACCUGGGAUUGAUCGCGUUCUUCGUCUUCCUCUUCGCGGCCUUCUACAGCCCGGGCGAGGGCCCCGUCCCCUUCACCUAUUCAGCAGAGGUGUUCCCGCUGUCACACCGUGAGGUCGGUAUGUCCUGGGCAGUGGCGACGUGCCUGUUCUGGGCCGCUGUGCUCUCGAUCACGUUCCCGCGGAUGCUGGCGGCGAUGACGCCGACUGGCGCGUUCGGCUUCUAUGCGGCCUUGAACGUGACGGCCCUUGUGUUGAUCUUCCUCUUCGUGCCUGAGACGAAGCAGCGCACGCUUGAGGAGUUGGACUAUGUUUUCGCUGUCCCGACGAUGAAGCAUGCGCGCUACCAGGUCACGAAGGCGUUGCCGUAUGGCUUUAGAAAGUGGGUGUUGAGACACAAGGGUGAGAGAUUGGAGCCGCUGUACCAGUUUGAUGGGCAUACGGCCAUCGAGACAAAGUAA